AAGCAGCCUGAACUGCAGAGCGAUUUCAACGCUGUAGCGUAGUAAAAAAAACCUGGCCCGUAACAUAACUUGGGAACGAGGACUUUAAGCGUCUUUUUCGGACACCGAUACCCCUUAUUAAAAAAAACUGCACUGAAUGUGGCGAUAUUAGCGACGAGUCUGAGACCAAACCAGAAUUGGAACGUCAGCGUGCUUGUCCGUACAGCUUCUGAGCCAUCAGGUUGAGUCUCGCAGGGUUCAGGGGUGCAGUGCAAAUUCUGCCUUGGAAAUUGUCUUUGACUCUUCACUUAUUAUCCAAAAUGGAGGACGACCGUGCCCAAGUCGAUCUGGGCAUAGCGGCCGAUAUUGAAGAAGCUCAUGGCUCGCAACAAGCCGCUGCAAUCAGGCAGCCAAAGAAGCGGUUCGUCGGGAGGAGGACGGCUGACGCUACGGCAAAGUCUGGGAACAAUGCUACUACCGGAGGAGGCACUGGGGCAGUUCAGGUUACCACAGCGGCUCAGCCAAGGCGACCACCAAGGCUGCUGAACCAAGUACCUCCGGAGAUACUAAACGACCCGGAGCUCAAGGCUGCGCUAGCACUCCUGCCCGCCAACUAUUCCUUCGAGGUUCCCAAGACUAUCCACCGCAUUCGUACCCUGGGGGCCAAGAAGGUUGCGCUGCAGAUGCCAGAAGGCCUGCUCAUGUUUGCCACCACAAUCUCGGACAUCCUCACCCAGUUCUGCCCCGGAAUCGAGACGCUCAUCAUGGGCGAUGUUACCUAUGGGGCAUGUUGUAUCGAUGACUACACAGCACGGGCCAUGGGCUGUGAUUUGCUCGUCCACUACGCCCACAGCUGCCUCAUCCCCGUUGACGUGACCAAGAUCAAGACACUAUACGUCUUUGUCGAUAUCAGUAUCGACACCACCCACUUGCUCGCAACGCUCGAGCGGAACUUCUCGCCGGGGAAGACGGUAGCAAUGGUUGGGACCAUCCAGUUCAACGCCACGAUCCACGGAGUCAAGUCGACGCUCGAGAAGGCCGGCUUCAAGGUCGUGGUCCCGCAGAUCGCGCCGCUGUCGAAGGGCGAGAUCCUCGGUUGCACGUCGCCGAACCUGUCGACGUACACCGAUGCCACGGUCGACCUGAUCCUGUACCUCGGCGACGGCCGCUUCCACCUGGAGAGCAUCAUGAUCCACAACCCCAGCAUCCCCGCUUACAGGUAUGAUCCGUACUCGAGGAAGCUGACCCACGAGACCUACGGGCACGACGAGAUGCAGGACCUGAGGCGCGAGGCCAUCCGGACCGCAAAGGGGGCCAAGAAGUGGGGCCUCAUUCUGGGGUCUCUGGGGAGGCAGGGCAACCCCCACACGAUGGCUUUGAUAGAGAGCAAGCUGAAGCAGAAUGGCAUCCCCUUUGUCAACCUCCUGCUCAGCGAGAUCUUCCCGGGGAAGUUGGCGUUGAUGGACGAUGUAGAAUGCUGGGUUCAGGUGGCCUGCCCGCGGUUGAGCAUCGACUGGGGAUAUGCGUUCCCUCGGCCAUUAUUGACACCUUAUGAAGCCUUGGUGGCGCUGGAAGAGAGAAAAGAUUGGGGAGACGGAGUCUAUCCUAUGGACUACUACGGCAAGGACGGUCUAGGCAGGACGAAGCCGCUGAGUCUCGUCGAGGCUACUUGA
Messenger RNA from Phialemonium atrogriseum, 1652 nucleotides. Its product is annotated as diphthamide biosynthesis protein 1. Gene Ontology annotation, biological process: protein histidyl modification to diphthamide. The coding region runs from base 300 to 1652 and encodes 450 amino acids. Lineage: Eukaryota; Fungi; Ascomycota; Sordariomycetes; Cephalothecales; Cephalothecaceae. The transcript is spliced from 2 exons. The record is from RefSeq and is a predicted model, not a curated record. Gene Ontology annotation, molecular function: 2-(3-amino-3-carboxypropyl)histidine synthase activity.